Molecule: messenger RNA, 1274 nt
Organism: Caenorhabditis angaria
Lineage: Eukaryota; Metazoa; Nematoda; Chromadorea; Rhabditida; Rhabditidae
Source: the annotation of a GenBank genome assembly
AUGGCUUCCGAUGAUCAUCAUUCAGCUUAUGGAAUCGAAACUGAUUCUAUGACAUUGCAAAGAUAUGUGAUUCAAUCUCAAAAGAAACAUCCAUCAGCGACUGGAGAUUUGACCAAUCUUUUGACUUCAUUGCUCACCGCAUUUAAGGUAAGAUUUUUGAAAAAUUGAAAGCUAAAGUCUCCUACACUUCAGGCUAUCUCAAGUGCUGUUCGAAAAGCUGGUCUUGCUCAACUCUUCGGAAUCGCUGGAAACACAAAUGUUCAAGGAGAAGAAGUCAAAAAAUUAGAUGUUUUGAGUAACGAACUUAUGAUCAAUAUGCUCAAAUCUUCGUUUACAACAUGUGCCUUGAUUUCAGAGGAAAAUGAGCAGGUAUUAUCAUUAAAGUUAUACUAACUUUAUUCAUUUUCUUUCAGUACAUUGAAAUCGAAGAUGCAAAGAAAGGAAAAUACAUCGUCACUUUUGAUCCACUUGAUGGAUCUUCAAAUAUUGAUUGCCUUGUUUCAAUUGGAACUAUUUUUGGAAUCUAUAGAAAAGUGAACGAGGGACCAGUCACUGGUGCUGAUUUGCUUCAAUCUGGAAGAAAAUUGGUGGCCGCUGGAUAUUGUCUCUACGGAUCAGCAACUAUGGUUGUUCUUUCAACCGGGCACGGUGUUAAUGGUUUUAUGUUGGAUCCAGUGAGUUUUUUUCAGAAAAUUAGUUAGAAGAAAACUUUUUCACAAUAUGAAUUCUGAUAUGAAAAUAAUUAUAGAAAAAAAUUUUAUUGUUUUCCAGAGUCUUGGAGAGUUCAUCCUAACCCAUAAGCACAUGAAAGUCCCAGAAAAAGGCAAAGUCUACAGUAUCAACGAAGGCUAUGCUAAACACUGGUCAAAAGGUCUUACCGAAUAUGUGCGAACUCGAAAAUUCCCAGAAGAAGGGCAAAAAGGAAUGAAUCAAAGAUAUGUUGGAUCAAUGGUUGCUGAUAUUCACCGAACUAUUUUGAAUGGUGGUAUUUUCUUGUAUCCUGCCACCAAAGAUGCGCCAGAUGGUAAACUUCGACUUUUGUAUGAAGGAGCGCCGAUGGCGUUUUUGGUUGAACAAGCUGGUGGACUUGCUGUAACUCAUUUGGUUUGUUUUAAUAAGGUGAUUUUGGAAAAAAUUCUAUUUUGUUUCAGGGAAAACCAAUUCUUGAUAUUGUGCCCACUGAAAUUCAUGUCAGAAGCACUGUCUUUAUGGGAAGCAAAACUGAUGUUGAAGAAUUGAUUGAAUUUUUCAAAAAGUAUGAUAAUAUUCAAUAA